AUGGAUAGCCCCUUUCAACAAUUUUUGGAUUCGAGGGGAAUACAACGAGUCAGACGAAAACACAGACUACUGUCUAGCUCAAUUCGAAGUAGGGCCACCAGUGAAGGAAAUAUCCGAAUCAAUACAAUCGUAAGUAAUAUAAGAAACGAAAAUGAAGUUCAAUUAUCAGGUUCAGAUAAUGAAGAAGUGAUUGAAGAUGAACCUUUGGGUAUUAUUCAGAUUAGUAAUGAUGUUGAAGAAAGCUUUGAUGAUUUUUAUAACACGAGACGAGAAAGUUUUGGAGGUCGGAAUGUGGUAAUUACCAGUGAUGAAGAACUAGAUAAGUCAUUUGAGUAUGUAUCUGGGAUGUCGAAUUCUUCUGUGUCAUCAGAAUCAUCUUCUGCAGAUUUCACUAUUAAUGAAUCAGACAAGUUUGAGUUCAAAGUUAAAUCAACUGAAUUUAAUGAUGAAGAGUAUUGUACAAUUGAUAAUUCGGAUUUUUCACGGAUUCUUUAUAAAUCACCAUCAGAGAAAUUUUCAAAUUCUUUAAAAUUGAAACAUUUUGGUAUUAAGAAAAUAUUUGCUGAUGAUUUUAGAAAGUUCAAGAACAAUUUAUCUACAGUUAUUUCGGAUGGGGUUAAUGAUUUUUUAGUGUUGGCAUUAAAUUCAGAAUUAGUAUUCUUGACUUUUGAUAAAAUGACACAUCUUCCAUCUACACAAUUGUUGAGACUUGACACUAGUCCGCCAUUUACUUCUAGUACUGAUCGGUUGAUUUCAACAUGGCCGUAUUUUCCACACACGAUAAAUUUCAUCAAAUCGGGGAUGUUCAAUGGUGAACAAACAUUGGCGGCUUGUACCGAUGAUGGAACAUUACUAAUGUGGUAUAGUAAAACAAUAAUGGCAUUGAUUAGUGAGUUUGAAAAGCAGCAUAAGCAUGAUAAUGAUCAUGAUAGUGCUAUUGCAAGUGCAUCUGCCACCAACACAUCUGCCACUGUUAUUAAACCUGAUUUUCAAAUUAAAAUGGAGGCAUCUUUAUGGGGAUUAGAUUUUAAAACUUAUAAUGGUCAUAAUAUCAUUGUUGCAUCAGAUAAUUCUCAAAGUGUUGUUCUAUUGUACUAUCAUUCUGUUGACGAAAGAUUUUAUCAUGUCAAAUCGCAUCAAAUUCUCCACAAUAUACCAGAAGUUUCUAUAGUUUCAUGUAAGGAAUGUGAUGGAGAACAUGUCGUUGAAGUUUCAUGCGUGUCAAUAUCGGGGGAAAUAAUUAUAUUUGAGUUUAAAUUUUCCUUUAACGAAGGACCGCUUAAUAAAGAGGAUUUUGAAUAUUUCAAGAAGGAAUUGUAUUAUUACGUUGAUAGCACAAUGGAGCGAUUGGAAAAUCGAAAUGGUAUUGAACCAAAUGAGUUAUCAAUUCUUAAACUGAAAAAGUUUGGUCGACUUAAUUUUGAGGAGCCAUUAGGUAUUUCAAGAAUUGUCUUGAAUGAGGAUUGCUGGACAAUCAAGCCAUUGGAUUCGAGAUGGUUUCUCCCAGUUGGAUCAAUUAAAGAUGUGUUUGGUGACUGCAAAAUAGACGAAACGAAUGAAUUGAAGAGAAUAGAAAAAGAAUCCAGAAUUUUAGGUAAGCCUAGUGGUAUUUUUCAAUAUUUUCAAAGCAAGACUGUUAGUUUUGAACAAGCAAGUGAAGAGAGUUAUCGAAAUGCAAAAUUAACCAACGUUGAUGAUGAAUAUAGGAGAGUACACAAGGAGUUUAUUAAUGGGUCAACUAAUGAGUUAUUAUUGGUUUCAACGGCCAGAAAGCUUGCUUUGUUUAGAUUUCCAUCUUUAUUUUGUAACUGCUCAACUCCUAAAGUAUUUGAUUUGCCUAUACCAUUCAAUGAUGAAAGUAAGUUUACCAACAGAAUGUCUAUUACUCAUCUUAUACCAGAAUUGCUGUGCUUUAUUGCGGUGACUCAACAAGGAUUAGUGACAGUUAUGAGACUAUGUUCUUAUAAAGGAAUCUACGGCAUGAGACAAGAGUAUAUAUUUCCAAAUGCAAUGAGCUUAUCUUUAGGUUAUCAUGGAUAUAGAACCAUCAUUGGGUUGAGUGUGAGGAAAAGAACAGUUGAUAUUCCUUGUUAUCACUUGUAUAUAAGUUAUAAUGAUGGUUUGGUCAUUGGGUAUCAACUUUCUCUAUAA
This is a messenger RNA of Candida tropicalis MYA-3404, 2151 nucleotides long. RefSeq lists its product as uncharacterized. The transcript has a single exon. Lineage: Eukaryota; Fungi; Ascomycota; Pichiomycetes; Serinales; Debaryomycetaceae. The record is from RefSeq and is a predicted model, not a curated record. Gene Ontology annotation, molecular function: protein binding. The coding region runs from base 1 to 2151 and encodes 716 amino acids.